Molecule: messenger RNA, 627 nt
Organism: Colias croceus (clouded yellow)
Lineage: Eukaryota; Metazoa; Arthropoda; Insecta; Lepidoptera; Pieridae
Exons: 1
Coding region: 1-627 (208 amino acids)
Biological process (GO): sensory perception of taste
Cellular component (GO): axon; membrane; neuronal cell body
Source: RefSeq, a predicted model, not a curated record
AUGGCGUUCAAGGAAAAACUUGAAAUAUUUACAUUUUGUACAUAUAUAGCAACAAAUUCCCAACGUCUGGAUAUAUUAAAAAAAUGUUUAUAUGCGUUUGGAGGGAAAAGUGACAGACGUCAGGUCGUUGUUCGCGCCAAAAAAAUAAAUAUACGAACGUUGUCUAUGGCUUACUCUUUGAUCGGCGAAGUGAGUGUGUUGAUCAAUAAAGUUUUUACUACGACCAUUUUAUUUUCUGUUACUUCUGCGUUUACAUACAUAUUACUUACGAUAUUUGGUUACUUUUAUUUAUUUUACCGUAAGGGAAUCACUUCAAACUAUAUUAUGGUUGUUGUAAUAAUGUGGUGCGGUAUGGAAUUCUUUUUUGUUAGUGUUAUUGCUUUUAUUUGUGAGAAUGUAUUAACAUCAAGAGAAGAAUUAAAAAUCAUAUCAAAUGACAUAAUAAUGAACUAUGCAUUGCCGAAAGAGGUUCGGAACGAAGCUAAGAUAUUAUCGAACGCAGUGGAAGCGUGGCCGUUACGUUUUUCAGGGUACGAAAUGUUUUUUGUUGAUAAGAGAUUGUUGCUUGCUAUUAUUAGCUCUACUACGACGUAUUUAAUAUUUAUGAUACAGAUCUGUCAUUUUUAA